Drechmeria coniospora is the source of this 2943-nucleotide messenger RNA. Its product is annotated as putative acid trehalase protein. Gene Ontology annotation, cellular component: fungal-type cell wall. Gene Ontology annotation, molecular function: alpha,alpha-trehalase activity; carbohydrate binding. NCBI's taxonomy places the organism in Eukaryota, Fungi, Ascomycota, Sordariomycetes, Hypocreales, Ophiocordycipitaceae. The record is from RefSeq and is a predicted model, not a curated record. Gene Ontology annotation, biological process: trehalose catabolic process. The transcript has 2 exons. The coding region runs from base 1 to 2943 and encodes 980 amino acids.
AUGGCCAUCCCCUUGCUUACCGUACUUUUCCUCUGCCGUGUCGCAGCCUGGGAGCUAUCGAACAAUCCCUCUAGCUGGAACCAGACGCACUGGUCCUUGACCUCACACGAGUACCUUCCCGGGCAUUUUCAGGGCCGUCUGUCGCUGGCCAACGGUUACGUCGGAGCCUCCGUCGCCGCCGCAGGCCCUUUCUUCGAGAUUGACGUCAACGACACAGAUCCGUCCGGACCGCCGCCAACCAACGGCUGGCCGCUGUUCGAUCCUCGCAUCUCCUUCUCCACCAUCUCGGGCUUCUACAACAUUCAGAAGAAUGCAACGGGCACAAACUACCCCUGGCUGGGCCAGUACGGCUGGGACUCCUUCAUCGCCGGCAUACCUCAUCCGACCGCCAUCGUCUUCUCAUUCGGAUCCGUCUACCUCGACAGCACAGUUUCGAACGAGACCAUCUUCAACUACACCCAGACUCUCUCCAUGAGCACGGGCAUGACAGAAUGGUCGUACAAGUGGAAGCCACCAAGCAUGUCGGCCGAGUUUGACCUCUUUUUCAGCGUCAUCUUCAGUCGAGAGCGGCCCAACGUGAUCGCGAGCAAGGCGACGAUUGUUGCAUCGAAAGACAUCGACGGGGAGGUGACGGACCUUCUCGACGGUCGCAGCGCCGUGCGAAGCUAUCUGGCCGACAAAGGGAGACAUUCCGGCCGAGAUGGCAAUGGCAUCUUCGUCUCGGUCCACCCGAAUGGACUGCCCAAUGUCACCGCUUGGCUCGUCUCAAACGAAGACUUUGCAACUGCCGACAAGCCGAGGCUGGCCAAGGGACCUUACGUUAGCGCGAACGAAUCCACAGUGGGACAGACGUUUACCCUGAACCUCAAGGCCGGCCAACCAGUCACGCUUUUCAAGUACGUCGGCGUCGCAUCGACGGACAAGUUCCCGGAUGCCAAGGACGUCGCCACGCGUGCGGCGUCUUCGGCGAAAGCCAAGGGAUGGGAUGGCCUCGUGGCCGAGCACGUUGACGCGUGGAAAGCGCUCAUGCCGCCGGAUUCGGUCGACGAUUUCACCGACCCGACGUCCGGGACGCUGCCUUUGGACCCGAACCUGGAGACGCUGCAGAUUGGUACGAUCGCGAGCACCUUUCAUCUGCUGCAGAACCUCCAGCCCGACGGCAGCAAUCUCAACGACAACUCCAUCCCGGUGAGCGGGCUCGCCUCCGAUUCGUACGCCGGUCAGAUCUUCUGGGAUGCCGAUACCUGGAUGGCGCCGGGCCUCAACUUGGCGUUUCCCACCUACGCGAAGCAGGUAGCUAACUUUCGGCUGAAGCAGCACGCGCAGGCGCUGGAGAAUGCCGCCUUCAACGGCUACCCGAACGGAAGCAUCUUGUACUCGUGGACCGCCGGCCGCUACGGCAACUGCACGGCGACGGGCCCUUGCGUCGACUACGAAUAUCACCUCAACUACGACAUCGCCUUCAACCUCCUGCAGCAAUACAAAAUCAACGAAAACAGGACAUGGUUCGAGGCCGGACCCGAGCAGGUCGUCCUCGGCGUCGCCGAGAUGACGGCCCAUCUUCUGCAGCGCAACGACACCGACGGCCUCUACUGGCUGCGCAACGCCACGGACCCGGAUGAGUACGCGAACAACGUGAACAACCCGUCCUUUACCAUUUCAUCGGCCAGCCAGCUGCUCAUGCGCGUCAACGAGUUGCUGCUUUCUCGGGGCCGGCCGGCCAACGAGACGUGGGCUCGCAUUGCGGACAGGAUCGCCUUUCCGAGAGCGGCGUCUGGCAUCACGCUCGAGUACCAGACCAUGAACAACUCGGUCGAGGUGAAGCAGGCAGACGUUGUCCUGAUCACCUAUCCUCUCGGCUACGACAGAAACUACACGACCAACAACUCGCUGCUGGACCUCGACUACUAUUCCCAGAAGCAAUCGCCGGACGGCCCGGCCAUGACUUUCAGCGCCUUCGCCAUCGACGCCAACGCCGUGUCGCCGUCCGGCUGCGCCGCCUACACGUACACGUUGAAGGCGCUGCUCCCCUACCUGCGCGGGCCGUGGUACCAGUUCUCGGAGCAGCAGGUCGACGACCCGAGCAAGAAUGGCGGUACGAACCCGGCCUUUCCCUUCCUCACUGGCCACGGCGGCGCCUUGCAGAUCGCGCCCUUUGGAUUUCUCGGCAUCCGAACGGACCGAUCGGUCCUCGCCCUCUCGCCCUCGCUGCCGCCGCAGAUUCCGCACCUCAGGGUUCGAACCUUUUACUACGCAGGCGCCGCCUUGCGUGCGGUCAUGAACAGGACGACAACGACGCUCGGCCGGAUCCCCGCGCCGGAGCAUCUCCACGACACGUACGCGGGGAAGCGGAUGCCGUUUGACGUCGAGUCGGCGGACGGAGCGAGCCGACGCUACACCAUCGGCGUGAACGAAACGGUGACGGUCGCCAACCGGCUCUACUGGGAGAACGCGACCUACGCCCGCAACAUGCUGCAGUGCCUGCCCGCGACGUCGCCGGACGCCUGCGUCGCCGGUCAGCUGCCGGAGGGUGCCAACGACGGCGCGCUGGCGACCAGCUGGCAACCGUCGACGGCGGCGGCGAGCAGGCUGCUCAUCGACACGAGCAGCCUCGGACGGCGGAAGGUGUCUGGUGCGUACUUUGACUUUGGGGAGAGGCCGGUGGCCAAGGCGACGAUCCUGUUCUACAACAAAACGACCGGCGUCGGCGCCGGGCGGGAGGUGACGGUGAACGGGAUUCGAGCCAACGGCUCGGCCUCGGCGGGUUCGGCCGUCGUGCCGGUGCAGAGCAACACGACCAGCAUGGUGUUUUCGGCCGAUCUGGACUUAUGGACCGGUGACUGGGUCCAGCUGACCGUCGAAGGUUGCUUGGGCUGCGACGAGGGCGCCGGCGCGGAUGGGUCGGCGGUCGGAGGAACCAUUGCCGAGUUUGUCGUCUAUUGA